Messenger RNA from Dromiciops gliroides (monito del monte), 945 nucleotides. RefSeq names its product olfactory receptor 5D13-like. Gene Ontology annotation, cellular component: membrane. The record is from RefSeq and is a predicted model, not a curated record. The transcript has a single exon. Gene Ontology annotation, molecular function: olfactory receptor activity; odorant binding; G protein-coupled receptor activity. NCBI's taxonomy places the organism in Eukaryota, Metazoa, Chordata, Mammalia, Microbiotheria, Microbiotheriidae. Bases 1 to 945 code for a protein of 314 amino acids. Gene Ontology annotation, biological process: G protein-coupled receptor signaling pathway; sensory perception of smell.
AUGAUGGGCACUGAGAAGAAUCAGAGUACUGCCAUUGUGUUCAUCCUCUUAGGAUUUUCUGAUUAUCCAGAACUCAAGGUGCCCCUCUUUCUACUAUUCCUCACCAUGUAUGCAGUUGCUGUGCUGGGGAAUCUGGGCAUGAUUGUGAUCAUCAAGAUCAACCCCAAACUCCACACACCCAUGUACUUUUUCCUCAAGCACUUGUCCUUUGUGGAUUUCUGUUACUCCACUAUAGCUACACCAAAACUACUAGAAAAUUUAAUUGUAAAUGACAGAAGUGUCUCCAUCAAGGCCUGCUUGACACAGUUUUCCAGUGGUGCUACCUGUGUGCUAACAGAGAUGGCUAUGUUGGCUGUGAUGGCCUAUGACCGCUUUGUUGCCAUAUGUUAUCCUUUGAUCUAUACUAUUACUAUAUCCCCAAAACGCUGUGCCCUAUUAGUGACUGUGGCAUAUGCAUGGGGCAUAAUUUCUUCGAUUGUACUUACCUACUCACUUGUUAUAUUGUCAUUUUGUGAGACCAAAAUCAUAGAUAACUUUGUAUGUGAAUAUGCUCUCUUCCUCUCUGCUUCCUGCUCUGAUACACAUUUCAGUGAAAUAAUGCUUUCUAUCUUUACAAAUCUCAGUGAAUUUUGCACCCUCAUCAUUAUCCUUACAUCAUAUGUAUUUAUUUUUGUAACUAUCCUAAAAAUGCAUUCAGCCAGUGGGAGGUACAAAGCGUUCUCUACUUGUGCCUCCCAUUUGACAGCUGUCACCCUCUUUUAUGGGACCAUCUUCUUACUCUAUUGUAUUCCCAGUUUCCAAUCUUCAAAACUUGUAAUGAAAAUGGGAUCUGUUUUUUAUACUGUGGUGAUUCCUAUGUUAAAUCCCUUAAUAUACAGUCUAAGGAACAAGGAUGUGAAGGAAACCUUUAGGAAAUUAAUGCAUCUAAACACCAUUUCUCAAUAA